CAGUGUCCCACCGGUGCCCCAACAGUGUCCCGGCAGCAGGGAGCCAGCGCACCAGGACAUGGCCCUCAGCCACCCGGCAGUGUUGAAUCGGCGACCGCUUUGAAUCUGAUCACAGCAGCAGGAGGGUCCUCAACAUCAUCCAGUGCUCGCGCUCUCAAGAACUCUGCUGCCGCCAGCGCGACAGAGGCACCAUCGGCCACCAUGUACGGCAUGCUCCAGUACUACCGGAACAAGAGGAGUGAGGGCAACACCACCCAGGUGGAGGGCGCCAUCCUCACCCCCAACCACCAGGGCGGCCCGCUCAAACCGCCGCCGCUCAAGCGGGACAUGACGCAGGUCAACUGGCGCGAGAUGGCGCUGCGGCGCCGCAAGGUGGCCGACUGCCAGAUCAUCGGCUGCGUCGUCACCUCGGGUCUGCUCAUUCUGGCCGCGGGACUCGGCAUGUUCCUGGCCGCCUGGUUCGUCCUCGGCAAGGAGGACCCGUUCAUCCUCAUCGGGCCCGUGUUCGCCGGCUGCGGUAUCGUCGUGCUCCUGCUCAGCGUCGAGGUGUGCGUGCGGCGGCAGAAGGUCAUCAAACUCACCGAGGACCUCAGCUCAGACGAGGAGGACGGACACUACAUCGACGAGGGGCUCAUCAACUACGGCUUCGGCCACUUCCACGGCGACGACCCGGGAACGCCCAUCAGCAGCAAGUCCCCCGCCCACAGCAAGUCCCCCGCCUACCGUUCGCCCAUCGUGGUUCGCUCUCAGGCACAAGGCGGCGAAGACGACGAAUCGUACAAGCCAUCGUUUUGA
Molecule: messenger RNA, 795 nt
Organism: Pollicipes pollicipes
Lineage: Eukaryota; Metazoa; Arthropoda; Thecostraca; Pollicipedomorpha; Pollicipedidae
Exons: 5
Coding region: 202-795 (197 amino acids)
Source: RefSeq, a predicted model, not a curated record